AACCAGUAUUGCUUCUCUUCACUCCUGAUUCCAACCGCCAUUGUAUGGUGGAGCAAUAUUGAACACGACAGGAUUGAGCAAUUAUGUCUAAAAGUAAAUAUCGAUUAUUUAAACGAUUUUCAUCUUUUUUGAUUUUGGAAGAGCAACAAUGAAGAGUUGAGAAAAGCGGUGAGAUGUGCUAUUGAGUGUGGUUACCGACAUAUCGACACCGCCCAUAAAUAUGGGAACGAGGAGGUGGUGGGCGAGGCAGUGCGCCAGGCAAUAUUAGACGGAGUGGUUACUAGGGAGGAGAUGUUCAUUACCACCAAGUUGGCCAGGGCCAGGAUGGGUGGGGACAGUGUGGCACCCAGUCUGCAGCAAAGUCUGGACAGACUUCAAAUGGAUUACGUCGACUUGUACUUAGUGCACUCACCUUUUGGAUAUAAGAAUCGAGGAAAUGGAAGCUUACUGCCCAGAGACCAGACAGGUAGACUGGAGUAUGAACACUAUGAUGCUGUGAAAACCUGGCGGGAAAUGGAGAAACUAGUGGAUGCUGGGAAAGUAAAGUCCAUCGGUGUGUCCAAUUUUAACUCCGUACAAUUAGACUAUGUGUGCAGGAAUGCCCGGAUAAUCCCAGUGACGAACCAGGUUGAAGUUCAUGCCUACUUACCCCAGUACGCUUUAAACGAGUUCUGCAGGUCAAGGGGAAUAACUCUUACAGCCUAUGCCCCCUUAGGCGCACCACGCCGGGCUGAUGUGUACCAGCGGGAAAACGACCCAGUGCUUUUAGAAGAAGAGAUUGUCCUGAAGAUUGCAAAGAAAUAUGGGAAAACACCCGCCCAGAUUUUACUGAGGGACAUCGUCCAGCGGGGAAUUGCAGUUCUACCGAAGAGUUCAACACCGUCUAGGAUAAAGGAAAACAUCGAGAUUUUUGAUUUUGAACUCGCGCAGGAAGAUGUUGUCGCCUUAGCUGAACUCAACAAAAGAAAGCGACGGUUUUACGACAUGCUUUGGAUGGCGGAGGGUCAUCCGGAUUACCCAUUUACCGUGGCGUAUUAACAUCAACAAGAAGAGUCCCUGGAAAAGACACUAUAUCCGACAGUGUAACACUGAGAUACAAUGCACCUUUGUUCCACUGGUCAUGUUCUCUAGUAAUGUUAAAACUAUUGCCAAUGUGUAGCAAACCCAAACAAUGUAAGAAUAUAUAUACUCGUAUGAUUGAUAUGAGCACUCCAUGAGCUUUCCUUCCGCCUGACCGGAACUCAUUUUGACCGGAUGUGCUUAGAUAGCUCACCAUUUUACAAAAUAAAUACAAUAAAAUGAAA
Messenger RNA from Liolophura sinensis, 1304 nucleotides. Its product is annotated as prostaglandin F synthase 2-like. The record is from RefSeq and is a predicted model, not a curated record. Lineage: Eukaryota; Metazoa; Mollusca; Polyplacophora; Chitonida; Chitonidae. Gene Ontology annotation, molecular function: oxidoreductase activity. The transcript has 9 exons. Bases 292 to 1038 code for a protein of 248 amino acids.